UAUUCAUGAUUGACUGUUUGCAUUGUUUCAAUUAAUUAUCGUUGCAUGAAUGAAAGGGUUCUGCGGAUACACCCAUUAGACUCACUACCCUUUCAACUAUAUAUUGUCUGUAGCGCAGACGAGUGACGUUUUAGGACAUGACAACGUAUCUAAAAGUGAAGUAGCUAUCACUUUGUGUAUCUUAGUUCCUCGCGUAACCGACAAACGUGAAAGUUAGGCUAUUUGAUACACAUUCAGUACUCUAACAAGCGGCGCAAAAUGGGUUUUAUUCACAAAAUUCACGUGGUUUGUUUAUUCGGUUUCAUUUUGAAAGCUUGGCAUGGCGAAUGCAGCACUCAGCAAUUGUCUUGUUCAGUUGAACAGCUUGGAACAAACACCCUAUGGAAUCCAAAAGUUCCUGCUAAAGGAGAGGAGCCGCAAGUUUGUGUUAGUUACACAGAAAAAACAUGCUGUACAAGACAAACGGAAGAUUCUCUUCGUAUCAAAGCCGCAAAGAAUAUUAAGACUCGAUUGCAAACUAGAUACAUGGCUGCAAAGAAAGACAUGUUAUCACUUUUUGAUGAUUUGAAAGGGCAUUUUCAUAGCCUGAUGGAAGAAGGUAACAGACAAAGUAUCACCUUUUUAAUGGGAAAACAACCCAAUCUUACUGCAGAUGAAGUCAGUGCCAUAUCAACAUUAUUCCAAGACCUUGAAAACUAUUUUGCUGAUGAUAAACAAGACUUGGAAGAAAUUGUGAAUACAUUCUUUCGCAGUUCUUUUUCAAUGCUGUUUAAAUAUUUAAAUCCAGGUGGAAAUACUCUCUCGGCAAAAUAUAAGCAGUGCUUAAAAGAUAACAUGGAUAAGAUUAAACCAUUUGGUACUCGCCCAGCAGAAUUGGUGGGUAUUUUUGAGCAGGUUUUUGAGCCAGUGCGUGGCCUUUUCAAAGGCUUGAAGUUUGAAGUAGAGGUAUUGCGCAUGGCUCAACAGUUCAACAUCACAGAUGAAUGCAGAAAUGGUCUGGUGGAGAUGAAAUUUUGCUCAUUAUGCCAGGGUCUUACCCAAGUGAAGCCAUGUUAUGGGUUUUGUAUGGAUACAACUAGAAAAUGUCUGCUCUCUGAAAUUCAGCUUCAGUCAAAAUGGGGACAGUUAACAGACACUGUCCUGUUACUCACCAAAGAAGUUGGAAACUCGAAGUUGGAGAACUAUUUAAACUCUAUUCACUCAGAUUUAUGGAGUGCUGCCACAUAUAUGUUAUUCCAGAAGGCUAAUAUCAGGCCACAGGUUUUGAAGGAGUGUGGUGAACCUACCUAUGAUGAUGUGAAGACCUCUCCAUAUAAGGAACCUGUUCCACCGACUCCUCACGUCAAAAUACGACUCUUUGCCAAAAUGGAUGAUGUUAGAAUAAAGCUGAAUUCUCUUAGCUUAUUCUUCCAAGAGUUACCUCAGGAAUUAUGUGUAGUUGAUGGUCUUGCUGCAGAAGAGAAAAUCAUUGACAGUUGUUGGAAUGGAACAUCUGUGGCAAGGUACGAGUCAAAGCAGGAUGAUUCAUCCUUGUCAUGGGAGAGUAAGAACCACUUGACAUUGCUUAAGAGGAUGAUUAACGACAAGAUUGCUAUGAUGGAGGAGGCUAUUGUCAGAAAAGAUGAUGACGAUGAAGUUGAUGGAAGUGGCAGUGGCAGUGGGAGUGGUGAAACAAAUGGAAAUGAAAUCAGUGAAAGUGGCUGUGGUGAGGAUGACGAGGACUGUGGAAGUACUUCAAGUGGAGAAAUCCCAAACCGAAAUGUCAUUGGAACGGAAGAUGACUUUGAUUUUAGUACGGCACCUCCUUCAAACAGUAGCAUGGACAACAGAGCCCAGGCAGGAGGGGUUGACCCCAAGACAACUCGCAAGUCUGGCGAUGUGCUAGCUCAGGGUAAUUCAUCUUCAUCUCUUGGGGUCACGUGGCAGCAGAUCCUAACUCUACUUCUGUUGGUAUGGCUCACAAGAGGGUAGAAACGCCUCAGCAGUCACUCUGAUGUCAAAUGGAUCGAAACAACAAAAAAUGGGUCAUCCAGGAGAGUUUUCCCACAAAAACAACUGGCAGAAAUGCAAGGCCUGGUUCAAAGACUUUCGAAAUUGUUGUAUAAAACAUAAAGUGUAACCAAAAUUUUCAGAGCCUCGAUUGUUAGCAGAAGGAGGGCACAAUGGUGAGUGUAUAAGGGAAGAGGGAGAUCAAAAAGAAAAUAUUGUCUGUGGACUUCUUUGAGUCAUUGUUUAGAUUGCACACUACCAUAAAAUGAUUUCUCAAUGGUCAAUAAUCAUUCAAAAGUCAUUGAUUACAGGUGAACUGGUGAACUGUGUGGCUCAGAUGUCCACAAACAGUUAUUUUUCUCUUCCCUUGUUGCCUGUGUUUGCAGCUCUUUUCUCUCUAGACAAUGAUUCAAGGAAAGUAAAGGUCAAUGUGUUAUGGCCAAAAGUUUAAUUUUGUUUUUGAAUUGUUUUUUCAAUCUGAGCUUGAAUCAAUUUUGCUAACUUGUCUUAAGGCAUAUAUAAGGUCUGCUUUUAAGGAAACUUGGAAGAUUAUGAUGCAAUGCUUCUGUAAGAAGAAAAUUAUUUUGUCUGAGUAUCACAAAAGCCAAUUGAAAACAUUUUGCAGUGCUUAACCACAACUCAGUCAAAUUAACCAUGUAGAUAUAUAAUUUUUUAGGAAUAGGCCUGAUCACAUUGCUCAAGCCUAAACUGACCAGCUGCUUAAACGUGGCACUGUAUUUUGUGUAGAUUACAAACUACAAACUUACAGAGUACCUGUUCAUUUAUAUUUCAGUCAUAAGUGUCGAUUCAAAAUGUGUUUGAAGGAUUCAAGCAGUUAAGUGUAAGCUUUCUCAUUGGGCUAAACCAUUUGUAUGGUUGAAAAAUGCCUUUGUUCUUAUCUUCAUCCCUUCAGUUUCUUUUUCUCGCCAGCUAAUCAUAACAUCUCUAGCUCCAAAAUUGAUUUUAUUAGCAAAUUAUUUAUAGUGUCUUGAUUACCCACUGAUAGUGUUAGAAACUAGUAUAAUAAUUCUCAGUUUGUUCAUUGACAAUUUUACAGCCAAAAUGUGUGCUAACUCAAAGCAUUAUUUUGAUUAAGUAAAAAAAGACAUUUGACAUUUGGCAUCAAGUUCUUCUCUAGGUGAACAUAUGAUGAAGUAGAAUCAGUGAUUGUAAUUAUGAAUAGUUAGUAAAGUAAUUGUGCCAGAAACGAUGCAUUGUAAAUAAAUGAUAUUUUUUCGGCAGUAA
Molecule: messenger RNA, 3234 nt
Organism: Stylophora pistillata
Lineage: Eukaryota; Metazoa; Cnidaria; Anthozoa; Scleractinia; Pocilloporidae
Product: glypican-4
Biological process (GO): regulation of protein localization to membrane; positive regulation of canonical Wnt signaling pathway; cell migration
Cellular component (GO): plasma membrane; cell surface; extracellular region
Source: RefSeq, a predicted model, not a curated record